Microplitis demolitor is the source of this 1300-nucleotide messenger RNA. RefSeq lists its product as uncharacterized. Gene Ontology annotation, cellular component: nucleus. The coding region runs from base 398 to 1180 and encodes 260 amino acids. NCBI's taxonomy places the organism in Eukaryota, Metazoa, Arthropoda, Insecta, Hymenoptera, Braconidae. The transcript has 2 exons. Gene Ontology annotation, biological process: regulation of exit from mitosis. The record is from RefSeq and is a predicted model, not a curated record.
UAUCACAGAAAUAUUUAAAAUAUUAAAAAAAUAAACACGCAAGUAUUUCGCACAUGGAAAAACGUGGCUGUGAUUAACGCAUGCGUAUUAAAAAAUUUUAAAUAAUAAAAUCAAGAGGUUUAUGAACUUAGUGCCAUCUAUUUUAAUGAUUUUAUCGUAAAUUAUUGUUGUUGUUUCGUAUAAUAAAUUAUAAUAAUUUAAAAGUUACUACUAUCACCUAAUUAAUGAGUUCUGUAUAUAAUAGACAAGUUUUAUCAACUCAUUUAUCAAAAAUAAACAUAAAAAAUAAAUCAACUGUAAAAAAUACAAUUAUAAACCUCAACAAACCCGGUAUCAGAGUAAGGAGGUUAUGACAACCCAGUUAAUUAAAAAACAUUAAAGUAAAUAAAUUUAAAAAAUGGUAUCGAGAAAUAAACAAAAGGAAGCUGCGAUUGCUGUUAAACUGGAAGAACCACUGACAAGUGAAUCCUGUUCUAAAAUAAUUAUUGAACUUAUAAAAUAUGUAUUGUUUCAAAAACAGCAGAUACCAUUCUCAUUUGACACUCUGAUGCAGCUUCAAGCGAGAAUAAAACCAACAGACAAGAGUUUCAAUAAUAACAAGACAUUAUUUAAUACUCUGGACAACAUGACAUUUCAAUUGUCGUCACAGUUGCAUUUAUCUGGUUGUGAUAUUAAGGAAGUUGUUGUGAUAAUCGGUGCUACCACAGUAUCACCAAAGUUUUCUUUAAAACUUGAGUUACCCCGUGUUAUUUUAAGCAGCAAAAAACACGCAGAGCAUCAACAUUCUUUUAGGAAACCUCUUCUUACUCUCAUGAAAUCUCUAGUUGAGUGUCCAGAGUUCCAAGAAGCAAUGACAGUUCCUCUUGGUCUGACAAACACAUUCGUAUUGAUACAAAAAAGUGAUACUAAUAAUAAGUCUGAUUAUUUUUUACCAAAACCUCAGUACAAUUUGCCAGCACAUUCGGGGUCCUGUUUCACUGUCAAACUGUAUCACGAUGAUGAUUUUAUACUAGACUGCAAGUGUCUUAGUUUAGUGAGAAUUUAUCACGAUCAGCUUGAGAAUAAUGUAGAUUCUGAUGAUGUAGAAAAAAUUGAUAGAAGAGAUUGCAUAGAAGCAGAAGCUUCUUAUUUUUGGUACCAGUCGAAAGAAUUUGUUAAAGGAUUUAAAUUUUUACGAUGACAAUUAUCCAUUUUUACAUAAAUAAAAUUAGACACAAUUUUUAAAUUUUAUUAUUUUAAAAAGACUGUUUGAUAUUUUAAUAUUUUUAUUAUACACUUGAACAGUUUAGUAUUAAGACCA